AUGUCGUCUAAAACGGAUGAUUCCAAAGACAUUAUUACGGUGCCGUCAACCGGCCAACGUUUCAGGAAAGGAGAAUUCCUGGGCAAGGGUGGAUUUGGCCGAUGUUACGAAUUCAUUGAUAUGAAAACUGAUCAAAAAUAUGCUGGCAAAAUUGUCUCCAAAUCCAUGCUGGUAAAAGCUCAUCAUCGCUCUAAGAUGGCCUCAGAAAUUGCCAUUCAUAAAACAAUUAACCAUCCUAACAUUGUCAAAUUCAUUACCAAUUUUGAAAAUGAAAAAAACGUCUACAUUGUUUUAGAAUUAUGCUCAAAGAAGUCACUAUAUGAAUUGCAGAAAAGGCGUCGUUAUCUGACAGAAGCAGAAGUUCGCUAUUUUAUGUCACAAGCGGUUUCCGGAUGUAAACAUUUACACGAUUUGAAAAUCAUCCAUCGAGAUUUAAAAUUAGCUAAUAUCUUUAUCGAUGGAGACCUAAAUCUAAAGUUAGGAGAUUUUGGGCUAGCAGCUCAAAUUGAGCAUGAUGGCGAACGAAAAAGAACCCUUUGUGGAACUCCAAAUUAUAUCGCUCCUGAAAUUUUAAAGAAACUUGGCCAUUCCUUUGGUGUAGAUGCAUGGUCCCUUGGUUGUAUCAUGUAUACGCUAUUAGUUGGUAAACCACCUUUUGAAACUGAAACAUUACACGAAACCUACAGACGAAUUAAAGAUAACAACUUCCAGGUGCCAUCGAGUAUAUCGAAAAAUGCCGGAGACUUGAUUACCAAAUUAUUAAAUUCCAAUCCUGAGAAAAGACCUAGCAUGGCAGAAAUCCUCAAUCAUGCAUUCUUCACAUCGGGUUACUUUCCCUCAAAGUUACCCCAUAGUUGUCUUGUUGCUGAGCCUAAUUUUGCUGACACUUGUCUAGUACAAGGUAGCAGACAGCCAUUCCAUGAAGUCAAUUAUAAACUUCAAACAAGACCUACUGCUAAGUCCGCUGACCCUAAACCAAACGCUAAACCAGCUAACAAGGACGAAAACGUUGCUGAUAAAGCAAAACCAGUUAUGAAUUUGAACAUACCUAAAACAUUUUUAGCCGGAAAAUUUUCACCGUUUGCAGAUGAAGGUAUUACGCCUUCUAUGGAUCCCAUGUACUGGAUCAGUAAAUGGGUUGAUUAUUCCGAUAAGUAUGGCUUUGGAUACCAACUUACUGAUAGUAGUCAUGGUGUAUUCUUUAAUGAUGGCGCUCGACUUAUCCUUGCUCCAGAUAGAGUCCAUCUUCAGUAUAUUGAUUCCUCUGGUAAUGAACAAUGUACAACUACCGUCAAAGCUGAAGAGAAGCAUGUACAACUAAUAACAAAGAAAUUAGCUAUUAUUAAUCAUUUUGUAAAAUACAUGGACGAAAAACUGGUUCAGUCCGGAAGGAAGCCAUUUAUUGAAUUAGAUUCCUGCCGUUUGCCAUACGUCUACUCUUGGCUUCGAACUGAGACCGCAAUUUGCAUGCUUUUAUCGAAUGGUGUUGCUCAGAUAAACUUUUUCCAAGAUCACAAAAAGCUUGUUAUAUGCCCAAGAUUGGAAUGUGUAUCAGUUGUUCGAAAAAAGUCUCGUAUGAAGACCUACAGAAUGUGUGACAUAUUGCGCAACGGAUGUACCUCUGACUUGUUAAGUCGGUUGCAUUACUCUAGAGGCGUACUUGAACUUUUGCGUGAAAAUACACCGAAAUUUAAUGCGCUUGCACAAUAA
This is a messenger RNA of Trichoplax adhaerens, 1710 nucleotides long. RefSeq lists its product as uncharacterized. The transcript is spliced from 11 exons. NCBI's taxonomy places the organism in Eukaryota, Metazoa, Placozoa, Uniplacotomia, Trichoplacea, Trichoplacidae. Gene Ontology annotation, biological process: protein phosphorylation; mitotic cell cycle; regulation of cytokinesis. The record is from RefSeq and is a predicted model, not a curated record. Gene Ontology annotation, cellular component: nucleus; centrosome; spindle pole. Gene Ontology annotation, molecular function: protein serine/threonine kinase activity; ATP binding; protein binding. The coding region runs from base 1 to 1710 and encodes 569 amino acids.